CUUCACAUUCGCAGUGCUCCGGUCUGUUGUACGUGGUUUUCCCUCGCAAAUUAUUUCUUGUCCCGGUUCGACCCAGUUCCGUUCGGUUUCACAAAUUUUGGUAAGAUUAGAGCUAGAAUAGAGUGAUUUGCCUCCAAUUAGUGUUGAAAAUAUUCCCAUUCAGUGCUGAUUUCUGGGAAAAUUAACCGAUUGCCGGUUUUCGACAGACGUUGAAUGAGAGCCCCCUGGACGCCAUUUUGAAAGUUCGAUUCAUUGUCUUCGCCGUGUCGUAGUGAAAUCAUCGUUUUAUUAUUCGAUUGACUAUCACGGAUCUCACCAAAGUUGAAAGGAGGUCAUUUUUGGCGGUAAAUUAAAAAGUGAUUAACGGAGACGUUGCGAGUGCGAAUUUUCGGGGUCAGUAUGCAAAGUAAUUAAACGGGAAAAGAUAUUGAUCAAAGUGUGUGACCAUUAUGUAAAAUCCAGUGCAAACGGAAAAGAACAAGGAACUUGUACAAUCCAGACGAGAAAGGCACUCACCAUCAUGCACACCAGCGGAAGCACGUGAGUGGGACAAAACCAUUGGGUCGAGUGUUUUGAAUUUUUCCACGGGUGAGAGGCCGCAUACCAUCGAGGCGUCGACCGGUUUUGUAGUGUUGGUAGGGUGUAUGUCCUCUGUGCAGCCAGGAUCGGUUGCUGCUGGGGGAGGUUGAACUGGUUUUUCGCCGCGAAGUUUAGUUGAGUACGAGAGUGGAACGUCGUAUGUAGUGUGUGAAGCGCGCGCGAGAGUUUCCGGAGUGUGUCCCUGCUGCUUGUUUUGAGAUUCUGCAGUAAAGUGCCCGUCUUGUUUUGGAACCCCUCUGCAAAGGAAGGAUAUUGGGCACUUGGAUUGUGUUAUCAACGUCUCGAAACGGAUAAUCAAUUACCCGGGAAACAGCGAUUGAACGAUUGUGUUUUGGAGUGAGUGAUUCCAGAUCGAAGAAUAUUCCUGUGUUUUUUUGUUACGAAUCUCUUCCGCAUCCUCUCCGUGUAAACCUCCAUCAAGUAGGCCGUGUGUAGUAACUAGGCAACUGCAGUUCUUGUUCUUCCUGCUACUUUCCGGGAAACGUGAUUCGUUUUUUACUCACCCUCGUAUACAACGGGUGAUAGUAAAAAGCAGAAAGAGAAGAUCACUGAAAGGAAUACAAAAUAAUUUUGUUGCGUGUUGCGAAACUAAUGAGCGAAAAGGAGACGAAACCUCAGAUUAAUUUACUGGCGGAAACAUAAGAAGCAUUCUCACUAGAAAACAAAAAUCCCUUUUUUUUAAUUUCUUAAAACGUGAACGAUCUGUUUAGAUCUGGUGUGCUGAGAAAAUGUUCGAAUUUGAGGAAAUGAGCAAUGGAUUCCAUGACGUGUUACUCAACAAAUAUAAUGUAUGUAUCGCAUCGUAAGGCGUCAUAUGACCAGUUAUUGCAUUUGUAGCGGAAUACGGUACAUGAGCUUAGCGGGCAUUUCCAUAGAUGACCAAAUCAAUUGAUCUGACAUCCCACCGAAAGUUUGCGUCGUAACUUCUGUAUUUGUACGUCAUUUUCUGACACCACACCCAUCAUGGACCUGUACGUGUCGGACUCGAUGCAGGACAUGCUGGACAUCGACAUCAAAUCAGAGGUGGCCACCGUCGUCGGCGGUGUGAACGAGUUCAGUUCCCUCAUGAACUUCGACCUGCCCUCGCUGGAGCUGGAUUCCAAUUCGAAUGAUGCGGCUAGUGGAUGGGGCGCUGGUGCCCCCACCAAGUGGCCCUCGAGUGAUAUCUACGCCGAUGUGGGAGCCUGCGUGAACCCCAACUCCGUGAUGCCGGUGAUAACAUCCGUCCAGACGUCGCUGCUGAAAAGUCCCAAGCAGAACGUGAACCUCAACGCCACGGUCAGUGCGCUGAACGAUCCGACGUUACCUAGUCCUAAAGAACGAAAGAGUCACCUCACCUUCUCGCCCAACACCAUCAAGGUCCCUAUGGUGGUCCAACAGGAGGUGAAAAAAUCCGCCAUCGUUACUGGGUUGACCCAGCUUCAGCGAAUAAACGGUAUCGAUCAGGUCAGAAAAGAUCUUUCGAGUCAGAUGCUGAAGGAUGAAGGUAACAAGAUCAUCAUUCGGAAUCAUCCACCACCAAAUGGCGCAUCGAGUCCAGGUUCCGGUUUAGGUAUGGGAUUGGGCAAGGGGAAUACCAUCAAGCUAGCAGCAGGAAUUGGAGGGCUAACUUUUGCCAAUGGUGUACAAUUUAAAAAUCUCAAAAAUGUCCAGAAAAUCACUGCGCUAAAUGGAACCAACGGUUUAAAUGGACUGAAACGCGCGUCCAGCCCUGCGCGCCAUCUCAGCGCAACCACUACUAUCCAACAAGGCCAGACUCAAAUCAUUAAUAUUAACGGGACUACCACGAAAACCUUCAACCGGAAUUUCAUACCUCAAAAUGGAGGUAAACCAACAAACAUGAUGCAGAUGACGAAUGGUACUACUAACACCGUAACAACCGUUACGCAAAAGACGAAAAACUCUAAACAUCAGGGAGACAGUGGCUUCCCCAAGCCGGCUUAUUCGUACUCGUGUCUGAUAGCGAUGGCACUGAAAAAUUCGUAUACCGGAUCCUUACCGGUGUCAGAGAUCUAUAGCUUUAUGUGCGAACACUUCCCCUACUUCAAGACGGCUCCGAACGGUUGGAAGAAUUCCGUUCGGCACAAUCUGUCGCUGAACAAGUGCUUCGAAAAGAUCGAAAAACCAGUAACGAACGGUGGCCAACGGAAGGGUUGCCUAUGGGCGAUGAACCCGGCCAAGAUAACCAAAAUGGACGAGGAGGUGCAAAAGUGGUCCCGCAAGGAUCCGAUGGCUAUACGGAGGGCGAUGGUGCAUCCGGAGCAUCUGCCGAUGUUAGAACGGGGCGAGAUGAAACAUGGACCGACCGGCGAAAGCGACGAGGGCGAGAAUGACGACGCCGACACGGAGGACCAUUCGGACAUCGAGGCGGUGGACGGGGAGGAGGACGACGUGGACGCCGAGGAGGAGAUUGAGAUCGAACAGGAGGGGGACAGUUUUCUGAUUAAUACACCGGAAUCGAUGGAGGAUCCCGAGGGAGACGAUGUGGAUGUGGACUUUGAUAUGGAGGUUCCGGAAUUCUACGACGACAUCAACGUGGACUCCAAGGAGAGCUUCACGCUAGAAUUCGUCCAAAAAGACCUGCUCUCGUUAGAAGACGAAGAUGAGUCUGUUUACAUCUCUCCUCAAUCGAGCGGCACACACCUCCAGCAGCAACAGCAGCAAGUAACGCAACAACCUCAGCAGCAGCUUACGUUCCAGCAGUUACAGCCAAUGGCGAAGCGGGCGAGGCUUGACGUAAAUUACUCCAUCACCCCCACUACGACGAACGUCGGUGUCGUGAACGGCCUCAGUACCUCGUCAACAGCUGUGACGGCUUCGAACACGAUCGUAAGCGGAACCACCACCGUCAACCAAAUCCAGCUGGCCAACGGGCAGCAAUUCCAGUUUACCAGCAACGCGCCCAGCACCGUCCAUCAGCAGUUCCAGCAGAUACACCAGCAGCAACAGCAUCACAACCGGAGAAAAACUCCACUGGUCACCCGAAUAGCUUAAUGCCCUCGUGCGCGUCUGGAGAGUCUUUCGGACUUUCCAACACAUAGCAAUAAGCAAAGCAAACGCAAUGGUUCUAUUUUUGAAUGUGUUAACAUGUAAACCAAACUUCCUGCCCCCAUCUAGGUUUUGCGUGUCCCCCGUUGGUGAUAAAACUUUAACUUAACAACAAUUUUGAUUAAGAUUUAAUUUAGAGCAUUUAUUUUCGAUCGAAACUAGUGUUUCAUUAUUUGCACAGUAAAGAACAAAAUAGCCCGAACAAA
Armigeres subalbatus is the source of this 3854-nucleotide messenger RNA. RefSeq lists its product as uncharacterized. The record is from RefSeq and is a predicted model, not a curated record. Gene Ontology annotation, biological process: regulation of transcription by RNA polymerase II. Bases 1564 to 3594 code for a protein of 676 amino acids. The transcript has 4 exons. Lineage: Eukaryota; Metazoa; Arthropoda; Insecta; Diptera; Culicidae. Gene Ontology annotation, molecular function: transcription cis-regulatory region binding; DNA-binding transcription factor activity, RNA polymerase II-specific.